CCUCGGGAAUUGAACAUGAGUCUGCCAGGCCGCGUCUCCUGCUCCAUGCUCAACUGCUUUGGCGAGGAGGGCCCUCCCAGUUUGGAGUAUAUCCAGGCCAAGGACUUGUUCCCCCCGAAAGAGCUUGUGAAAGAGGAAGAGUCAUUGCAGGUCCCAUUCACUGUGUUGCAGGGCGAGGGAGUGGAGUAUCUUGGCCAUGCAAACGAUGCUGUGAUCGCCAUCUCCAACUACCGGCUUCAUAUCAAGUUCAAGGAUUCGGUCAUCAAUGUGCCUUUGAGGAUGAUGGAGAGUGUGGAGUGUCGGGAUAUGUUCCAGCUUCACAUCGUCUGCAAGGACUCCAAAGUGAUCAGGUGCCAUUUUUCCACCUUCAAGCAGUGCCAGGAGUGGCUGAAGAGGCUAAACAGAGCCAUUGCCCGCCCUGCCAAGCCCGAGGACCUCUUUGCUUUUGCCUACCAUGCCUGGUGCUUAGGAGUCUGUGUUGAUGAGGAGGAUCAACAUGCACAUCUCUGCCGUCCAGGAGACCACGUGAAAUACCGAUUUGAGAUGGAGCUGGUGAGGAUGGGCUUUGACUUGCAGAACGUCUGGCGUGUCUCUGACAUCAACAACAAUUACAAGCUCUGUUCCAGUUAUCCUCAGAAGCUGCUGGUCCCUGUUUGGAUCACGGAUAAGGAGCUGGAGAAUGUGGCUUCAUUUAGGUCAUGGAAGAGGAUCCCUGUGGUGGUCUACAGACACGUGCGGAACGGGGCGGUGAUCGCACGCUGCAGCCAGCCCGAGAUCAGCUGGUGGGGCUGGAGAAACGCUGAUGAUGAGUACCUGGUGACAUCCAUUGCCAAAGCCUGUGCCUUGAACCCUGGGGUGAAGCUGGCUGCUGGUGCUCCACACGCCGGGAGCAGCGACGGCAGCGAGGCCUGCGAGGCUGACUUCGACUCAUCCCUGACUGCGUGUUCAGGUGUGGAGAAUGCAGGAACACCUCAGAAGCUGCUGAUCCUUGAUGCCAGGUCCUAUACUGCAGCUGUGGCCAACCGAGCGAAGGGAGGUGGCUGCGAAUGUGAAGAGUAUUACCCAAACUGUGAAGUUGUGUUCAUGGGCAUGGCCAACAUCCACUCCAUCAGGAACAGCUUCCAGUACCUGCGUGCUGUCUGCAGUCAGGUGCCAGACCCCAGCAACUGGCUUUCAGCCCUGGAGAGCACCAAGUGGCUGCAGCACCUCUCUGUCAUGCUGAAGGCAGCAGUGCUGGUGUCCAGUGCAGUUGAUCGAGAAGGGCGUCCCGUGCUGGUUCAUUGCUCAGAUGGCUGGGACAGGACUCCACAGAUUGUAGCACUGGCAAAGAUUCUGCUGGAUCCUUACUACAGGACCAUGGAGGGCUUUCAGGUGCUCGUGGAGUCGGACUGGCUGGAUUUUGGCCACAAGUUUGGUGAUCGCUGUGGUCACCAGGAGAAAGUGGAAGAUCAGAAUGAGCAGUGCCCAGUUUUUCUCCAGUGGUUGGAUGCUGUUCAUCAGCUUCUGAAGCAAUUUCCUUGCCUCUUUGAAUUUAAUGAAGCCUUUUUGGUGAAGCUGGUGCAGCACACCUACUCCUGCCUCUAUGGGACCUUCCUUGGGAACAGCCCCUGCGAGCGAGAGAUGCACAACAUCUCCAAGCGGACUUGCUCCGUCUGGUCCCUCCUGCGGGCUGGCAACAAGAACUUCCACAACCUUCUCUACAUGCCAGGCUCUGAGCAGGUGCUGCAUCCCGUGUGCCACGUGCGAGCGCUGCACCUUUGGACAGCAGUGUAUCUCCCAGCUUCCUCACCACAUCCUCUGGGACAGGAUGAUAUGGACAUUUACCCACCCCCUGGAUCUCAGAGCCAGGAAUUCAGUGGCAGAUGUUUGGACAGAUUACCAAAGACAAGAUCUAUGGAUGACCUGCUCUCAGCCUGUGACUCCAGCAGUCCCCUGACCCGCACCUCCAGUGACCCCAACCUGAACAACCACUGUCAGGAGGUGCGGGUGGGCCUGGACCCCCGGCAUGCUGCUGCUGAGGGAGCUGAGCUGCACUUGAGCGAAGGCAGUGCUGUGGGAGAGGUACAGCAGGCAGAGGAGCAUGAGGAGAACAUUGCCCUGCAAGCCAAUGGUGCCAGCAGCAGCCCUGCUGGGCAUGGAGGGCACAGAGAGCAGCUGAGCAGCCGGGCAGCUGUGCCAGCCAGCAGAGUCUCUCUGGAGGCAGAAAAAGCAACUGGAGCAUGCCCAGAGGAACUGGAUGGCACUGGCACGUGUCCAGCUCCAAACCCUCCCAGACAGCAAAACACUGACCAGGAUUCCACCAGUUCUGCAAAGCAGUCAGAAACCUGUCCCCAGGAGCCUCUGAAGGCGACUGGUGUGGCGUCAAAUGGAGGAGGCUGCCCCAAGAGAAACGUCACCUGCCAAGACAUUCCCAGCCAGGAGUCCCUGGCACCAAGUUCCCAUUGUCUGGACAGCCCAGGCGCUGCCGUGGGUACUCCCUGCCUCGCCACAGAGAAGGGCAGAGGUGAGGCUGUCAGGAGCGUGCCCUGCGAGGAGCCCGGCCGGCCGGGCAGGGUCCUGCUGGAGCAGUGCCGAAAGCCCAUUUCCCAGAGCCAAAGCAGCGAGUUCUCCUUCCUGGGCUACAACUGGGACAGCUUCCAAGGAAUGGUGACAUCCUUCCCCAAUGGGGAGCCUGUCCCCAGGCACCUCCUCUCCUAUGGCUGCUGUAGCAAGAGGCUGGGCAGCAAACCCCUGCGGGCACCCGGGCUGUGCCUCAGCGGCCAGUGGCCUGCCAGGGAAGGUGGGAAGCCCUGGCUCUGCUCUGGCCACGUCAGCAGCCACUUCGCGGGCCCCACAGGCAAGCCCAGCCGCUCCUGGCUGCCCUGCCACCUGAAACAAGCCUCUGGGCCCAAGCACAUGCCACCAAAAUGUCCCUCUCCUGUGCCUCCUCUCUACCUGGACGAUGACGGGCUGCCCUUCCCCACGGACGUGAUCCAGCACCGGCUGCGGCAGAUCGAGGCCAGCUACAAGCAGGAGGUGGAGCAGCUGCGCAGGCAGGUGCGGGAGCUGCAGCUGCGCCUGGACAUCCGCCACUUCUGCGCCCCCCCGGCAGAGCCUCCCAUGGACUACGAGGAUGACUUUACAUGCUUGAAGGAAUCGGACGGCAGCGACACUGAGGAUUUCUGCUCCGAUCACAGUGAAGAAUGUUUGUCAGAAGCAAGCUGGGAGCCUGUGGAUAAGAAGGAGACUGAGGUUACACGGUGGGUUCCAGACCACAUGGCCUCACACUGCUUUAACUGCGACUGUGAGUUCUGGCUUGCCAAGAGGAGGCAUCACUGCAGGAACUGUGGGAACGUGUUUUGUGCUAGUUGCUGCCACCUGAAGUUGCCCAUCCCUGACCAGCAGCUGUAUGACCCUGUCCUCGUUUGUAACUCCUGUUAUGACCACAUCCAAGUGUCUCGUGCCAGGGAGCUGAUGAGCCAACAACUGAAGAAGCCCAUCGCCACAGCUUCCAGCUGA
Molecule: messenger RNA, 3498 nt
Organism: Indicator indicator
Lineage: Eukaryota; Metazoa; Chordata; Aves; Piciformes; Indicatoridae
Gene: MTMR4
Product: myotubularin related protein 4
Exons: 18
Coding region: 16-3498 (1160 amino acids)
Biological process (GO): regulation of autophagy; dephosphorylation
Molecular function (GO): protein phosphatase binding; metal ion binding; phosphatidylinositol-3,5-bisphosphate 3-phosphatase activity
Source: RefSeq, a predicted model, not a curated record